AUGUUUGAAGUUGGGCAAGGAAUGCAAACCCUUCAUGAUUCCGCGCCUGUUGUCCGAUUGAGCGAGGAUGGCAAUGGGCUUUACAAGUUGCUGAUGUGGUGUGACCUCAGCUUAGACCCUACCCAGACUCCAUUGAGCAUCGACGACGUCGCCCUCAUUCUCUCCAUUACCGACAAGUACAUGAUGAACGGCGUUGCCAGUCACGUCGGCAUACUUCAUCAUUACAUUGAAAAAGAGCUGCUCAUGGUAUAUGCAUUAGCCUAUCGCGCCCGCAGCUCAUGGGGCGAGAAACUCAUGCGGGCAGCUGCAUGGCAAAUGCUUAAAUUUUCCAAACUACCUUUCACGCCAUCUACACCGAAGGCCCUCAAGGACCUUCCUGCCACGGCGAUGUCACACCUGAUCAAUUACCGAGAAAUGUGCGGUGUGUCUGCUCGAUCUUUGGUCGCAGAUAUGUCCUGGUUAAAGGGCACGAGCUUUCCGGCACCGUGGGCGCAUGGACAGAAGGCUUUAUGCAAUUGCCCAUCCGGCUCCUAUCGUGACCGUCGUGUCUACCUUUGCCCGUGGUGGUUACGCCUUAUGAAACGUAUCGGAGAUGCACUUUUAGAAUCGCCCUGUGUGGAAUCUUUAAUUGUUUGUGUCGGCAAAGAUGCAUCGCCUGUUACCCGAGUCGCUGGAGUAAAUCUUGCCGAUGCAAUGUGCUGCAAUGCAUGCAAUGAUGGUAUGGAUCUAAGCGCGGCAAGCGAAGGGUUGAUGAAAUUGCAAGCGGAACUCGCGGAGAAGAUCGAAUUGGUUACUAGACAAGUUCUGCUAGUCAUUGAUCCGUAG
This is a messenger RNA of Desarmillaria tabescens, 825 nucleotides long. RefSeq lists its product as uncharacterized. NCBI's taxonomy places the organism in Eukaryota, Fungi, Basidiomycota, Agaricomycetes, Agaricales, Physalacriaceae. The record is from RefSeq and is a predicted model, not a curated record. The coding region runs from base 1 to 825 and encodes 274 amino acids. The transcript has 2 exons.